Spodoptera exigua (beet armyworm) is the source of this 3764-nucleotide messenger RNA. The record is from the annotation of a GenBank genome assembly. NCBI's taxonomy places the organism in Eukaryota, Metazoa, Arthropoda, Insecta, Lepidoptera, Noctuidae.
AGUACGAACCCGGCCGCGCCGCGGCAAGCGCGUAUUGCGCUCCACACGACAACCACCAACACAAAUUCCCAACAGAUUUCAGUUUCCAUGUCGACCCAGCACUCUGCCAAUUCUGAACCAAGACUGUACCCCGACAAUAACUAGUUCGUAAGUUUAAUGAAAAACGUAAACAAUAUCUCGAAUGUGACUGAUAUAGUGAAAGUAAACAAAUGACGCAAUCAGCGUUUAGAGCGCGAGUGAAAGUGUAGUCUGUGGCGCGCCGUGGCUGAACGCGAACGUAUCAUCGCAUUAAAAAAAUCAAAACGUCAAAGUCAAGAGUACGCGCCAAAAUAAUUGUCAAGAUUUAGUUUUUUUUGUGAGUGGAGUGAGUUGUGUAGUAAGAAGGUUUCGGCGGUGAAGGCUGUGUUGUUAUAGCUAAACCGCCCCUAUCGCUCGGCCAAUGGCGGGGAGGGUGCCGCCCCCGCGCGGCUCCAUGCCGCAUGUCUGCUUCGCGGUUACGCUCCUGAUACUCGUCGCCGACACAGUAACAUCUCGUCGUCCGGAGCCGUACUACGGCCGCCUGAUUGGUCGGCUCACACAGUAUGCGCACGGUAUCAGAGGAACCGUGUACGCAGUGGACGAGAGCACAGUAUUUGUGCGCGGUUUCGCCUACGAUGGGACAGGUCCUGAUGCCUACUUCUGGGUGGGGGACUCUCCUCAGCCAAGCCCUGAGGGUAUACUGGUCCCCUACCCUGAGGACUAUACCACAAGGGACCCCCCGAUACUGUCGGCGCACAGUAACUCAGACAUACUGCUGAAGCUGCCCGGAGGCAAACGACUCAGGGACAUCAAGUGGAUCAGCGUUUGGUGUCGGAGGUUCACUGUGAACUUCGGUGACGUAUUCAUCCCUCCGGGUCUGGACCCUCCCCGGCCUCGUGUCCUGCCAGAAUUUAAACGUCUGGCUCACGGAUUAAGGUCUGGCAACAUCAGUGUGCUGGACGCCAAGACCUUCUAUAUACCAAACCUGCAUUAUGAUGGAGCAGGGCCUGACGCCUACUUCUGGGUGGGCAAUGGAUCUGAACCAAAUCCUUUUGGAACUAAGGUUCCCAACGAGAUGGGAUCCCUCCAUCCUUUGCGCGGCUAUCAGGGCGAGGACAUAGAGAUCCAGCUUCCAGGCAAGCUAACAGCGUACGACAUAGAUUGGCUUGCAGUGUGGUGUGUUGAGUACCGCCACAACUUCGGCCAUGUCUACAUACCUAAGGAUCUGGACGUGCCGCCGGCCUUGGGACAGACCAAAAUUACUACUAGCUCAACAACAUCUCAGUCGCCAUUCAGUGCCACCAACAACUGCAAGGAGAUUCUCGACAAGAGGCUACAAGUGCGCUGGGAGAUACAGGGUGACCAAGUCCAGAUAACCCUGUCCGCCCGGCUCCGCAAGGAACAGUACAUGGCGUUCGGUAUCUCAGGAGCUGAAGGUAGACCUGCCAUGCUGGGAGCCGACGUCGUCGUUGCUUAUUGGGAUACCAGGGUGAACCAGCCUCGCGUGGCAGACUACUCCAUUAGCCACCUGGCGCAGUGCGACGGAGAGCGCGGAGUAUGUCCCGACCAGAGGAUCGGCGGGACCAACGAUGUGCAACUUGUAUCAGGCAACCAAAAGAACGGUAUAACAACGAUUACGUACCGCCGUCCUCUCGCCGCCAAGGAGUCAGUGAGGGACAAGGAGAUCCUCACUUCAAGGUCGCAGUCUGUGAUCGCGGCCUUCGGACCUCUCAACUCAAGAUACGAAGCUAACGCCCACUCCUUCAUGGACACCACCAGGAAUGAUGUGCAACUGGACUUUGGAGCUCAGAACGAGAACACAUGCAUUGGCCUGGCAGAGACAGACUCCUCAGGUCCAGCACCUUGGCCUGCACGCGUCAUCUCCGGCGUUACCAACUUCACAGCACGCAUUGGGCCUGCCGCAGGCGCACGAGGGUACUCGGCACUCACAGGUCACCCAUCAUGGGGCAUAGCCUGGUACAUCAACGACCAGCUGAUCCCCGAGAUAUACGUGGAGCGAGGCAAGACCUACACCUUCUUCGUCGAAGGAGGGGACGACCGCACCAACCCUGCCAAGUUCCACCCGUUCUACAUCAGUGACUCCUCAGAGGGAGGCUUCGGACAGAAGAAAGAGGAGGACCAGAGAAAACAACGCGUGUUCGCUGGAGUCGCGUACGAUAACGAGGGAUACCCAUAUCCCACUGCUGUGGGUCGUUACUGCGAGUGGACCCACAAGACUAUCGACCAGUCGGCCGCCUCGGAGACCUUCGAGGAUUACAUGAAGACAGUACAGCUCGAGUGCAAUGAUGGAGAGCCCGCCGUGCUUAACUGGACCGUAGCGCACGAGACACCUGACCUCGUCUACUAUCAGUGCUACACGCACAACAACCUGGGUUGGAAGAUCCACGUGGUGGACCCUGGCACGGCGGUGCCGGUGGCCGGAGAGAAGCACGCGCGCGUCAAUGGCGGCGCGCUGUCCGCCGCCGCCGCCGCGCUGGCGCCGCUCGCCCUCGCCGCCGCCACACAUCUCGCCAACUGGCUCAGAAUAGGACAUGGAAUAUGGUUCUUCAUAAUCUCCGACGGAAACGAAGACAAUAAUUUUGAAUCUGUAUUCUGUAACGAAAACCCACUGCCAGAGGAUCAGCCAUCAGAGACGGUGGACAAACCCAAAGACAUGGUUCCCAAACCUGUCUCAGACAAGCCUGCUACUACAGUACCAGUACCGGUGGUCACUGCACCAGAGGCAACACCUCGGCUGACCACUCCCAUGUUUUCCAAGACCUCUCCGAAUGACUUGUACAGGAGACUGCUGCCUGCAAUGCUAUUUGUCUUGACUUUUGUGACAGUUAUGACUAUGCUACUCAUCUACAUGGAUACAGUUGCACUGGGCGCCCAGAAGUUCCGCGCGAACAUGUCGCGAGACUACGAGCUGGCGAACAUAGCGCAGGGCUCUGCGGCUCUGGUGGCCUUCGUGCAGCAGCUGCACCUGGCGCCGCGACACACCACGCCGCCCUCGCGCCCGCCGCCCGAACCUACGCCGCAGGUCGAGGUCAUGGACAGACUCUUUGGUGAAAUUAAACCUGUACACUUCGUCUAUGUGAUUCCUGUAUACUCCCCCAAACUUCUCGGUGGGAAUGCCCAUCGAAAUUACAACGGUACAUUCGUGGAGUUCAUCCCCCGCGGGCCCCGGUCCCAGACGUCGGAGUACCUAGAGCGCGCGCGCGGCUGGGACGGGCUGGUGGUGCGCGCCGCCGCGCGGGACUACCUCGCGCUGCGCGGCGCCGCGCGAGCCCUGCAUGCCUGUCUCAGCCCCACUGCGCAUCCUAGGGAGGUGACGUACUCGGAGUCAGGUGGCGCGGAGUCAGUGUUCAGGUCGCGCGUGCUGUGCCUGCCGCUGCUGACGGUGCUGCUGGCGGGGGCCGCGCCGCGCGCCCACCUGCUGCAGCUGGCCGGCACGCACGCGCUGCCCGCACUCACGCAUCUGCCCUUCGAGGACCCCAGGCUGCAUCUACAGAUGAUAGAAGUGGAAUUCACAGAUGACACAAUCCGCAACAAGACGACACAGUUCCUCCUGUCCAAGAACUACACAGUGGCGGCCUCUUUCGAAACUAGCGUCAUGUACGCACUAAGCAACUCCACGCGACACUGAGCGCCGCUAGAGGGCGUUGCUGGCACUUUGAUUACAUUAUUUCGUAAGUAUAUGAGAAAUGUCGCGAUGUUUAGUUGUGUUUCGUGGAUAUUACAGU